CUUCAACUCCCAACUAUAAAUUCCAAUUUCCAACUGUCUCUCUUUCUCUCUCCAUCAACAGGUCAGAAAAUGUGAAAUAAAAUCACAGAAACUAGAACUCGAUCAUCGUAAAAAAAAAAAAAAAAAAAUGUCACACAAAGCCCUAGAUUCCCGGCACACCAUAGACUCUUGUACACUUCGUCUUCACACAUGGAGACCUUUCCGUACUACUACUUCAACAACUUCUACUACUACUACACCACCCAAAACCCUAGACCCCUCCGACUCAAACCCCUACUCCUAUUCUUACAAUGGGGCUCACACUCACACCAAGCGUCCCUGCCUCGCCGACCGUGCCACCACCACAACCAGAACGCCGUCGUUUCCAAUCGACGCUGCUAUCGACAUGUCAAAGCUCAGCUUAAUCGACGACGACAACGCCAACAAGAAGAACCGGAUCUACAACUGCGGGAGCUUUAGCUUGAUCGCAAGAAAACGACGCCGUCGCGGGUCCAGAUCGGUCUCGGGUCGGAGCAGUGACCGGAGCGGGACGCGUCGCUGCUGCUCUGUCGGGGCGUCGGCGGCGUAUGGCACGUGCUCGGAUCUUCCCGUGACGGACUCGAGCGGAGAGCUGUUUGUGAAUGGGGAUUCCAAUUGGGGUUCGGAUGUGAGCGAAGCGAGGAACUCGAGGAAAGAGAGAGAUGGAGGAGGAGGAGGAGGAAGUGGUGUUAGUGGGAAUGGAGAUAAAGAGAAUUUGGGACUUGGGUUUGGGCUAAUUGGGGGGUUUGAUUGUCAGGGAAACGAAUCCGGAUACGGUAGUGAACCCGGGUAUCGCGGCGACGCGGAGUUCGGGUAUGGAGAUGAGUUUGAUGAGGAGGAGGAUGAUCCAAGAUUGUUGUUUUGGGGUGACCGAUUUGGAGGAGAGCCAGAUUCUAAAAUGGAGGUGGCUGGAGAGAACUCAUUCUCAGAUCAAAAAACCCAUUACAGAUGCCGGCGUAAGAAACAUGAUUGCAGAAUGGUUUAUUCACUGAGGUAAAAGACUCUGUCCAGGAAAAAUGACGAAUUCCUUUGUUUCAUCCAUUCGGCUUCCCAUCGAUGAGGUUGUUGGCUCCCAGAGUGCAACUAGUUCUUCACAAAACAUUAUAAUGAUUUCAGCUGUUGGUCGGUUACGCAUUCCCCCAUUUUGUGAGAUCAUCUAUGCCAGCAUACUGUCAUGCGGCACUCUAUUGGCUUGUGCUUGAAGGGAUUCAAAUAUGUGGAUGUGCAUUACAUUUUAGCGCAUUAUCACAUUAUCAUAAGAUAAUGUUGUAAUAUUUACAGGUGAUUAACUCAUCUACUUUUGUUAUCAUAAGAUAAUUGUGCAUUAUGUGCUAGAACUCCGGAACUCUUUCUCUACGUUGGUUGUGAUGAUUGAGUUCUUGUGAAGGUUGUCAACAAACUGUGGGCUUUGCUGGGUUUACUAUUUUUAAAUAGGACGAAACUAUUUUUAAUUUUUCUAUAAA
Messenger RNA from Quercus robur (English oak), 1481 nucleotides. RefSeq lists its product as uncharacterized. Lineage: Eukaryota; Viridiplantae; Streptophyta; Magnoliopsida; Fagales; Fagaceae. The coding region runs from base 128 to 1015 and encodes 295 amino acids. The record is from RefSeq and is a predicted model, not a curated record. The transcript has 2 exons.